Molecule: messenger RNA, 684 nt
Organism: Dermacentor silvarum
Lineage: Eukaryota; Metazoa; Arthropoda; Arachnida; Ixodida; Ixodidae
Exons: 5
Coding region: 1-663 (220 amino acids)
Source: RefSeq, a predicted model, not a curated record
AUGUUGGUGCCCUUGCAUAAUAAGCCCCAGCCAGAAGUUGAGCAUCUCGGCGACAAGAGGCUCGGCUCGUCGCGGCAACCCAUGCACAAUGCCCGUGGCGACCGCGUUCGGCCGCCGUCGCGGCGUGUGCCCCUAAGUUUUGCAUCAGUGUGCUUUGUGACAUCGGCUGUAUUGCGUUUUUUCGCCGACGGCUUACUACCACAAUGGGGGGGAUCUGCGUUCGCUACCUUCGUUCUCGAUGCGCCUUUGUACGGCGCACGUUGGAUAGCACUUUUUCAGACGGCGGGACAUCUUGGUGUCUUGGUGCUAGCGGGAUGGCGGGACCUCAUCAUUGUGAUCAGUGAUGUAUGCUUUGCUGCUUGGAUUGAUAAAACAUGGGCUGAGGCUUCCAUACAAGAACGAACUUCAAUUUGGCUCUACCACCAUCGGUGCUUGGCUGGCGCCUGCCGAAUGACUCGUCGCAGAGUUUGCUUGCCUGUGUCUGCAAGAACCUUCAUGCGUGACCUGCGACAGAAAGCAUUUGUGGGCAGCCAGUGCUCUCCUACAAAGACUGGCCUGCUCUGGCUGCGACAGCAAUCGUCUCGAAGAUCUAUGCAUGGCCACCUUUGCUGCUAUUUGUCACUCUUGUUAAUUACACUUUCUGCAUCUUUUCUCAUUUAUUAGGUAAUAAAGUUUGACUGUGUG